AUGCAGGCUGUCCACCUAGCCGUCGAGGACUGGGACGCAAAGAUUCCCGACAAUCUCGCAACAAAGUGGCAUGAAUGGACGACAAGCAUCAGUGAAGCAAAGGAUCUAGCCAUUCCUAGGCCAAUCACCGCGGCAGGAAAUGCGCCGAUCGAUAUCCACACCUUUGUGGACGCAUCUCUUGAUGCAUUUGCAGCAUGCGUGUACGCAAGAAGCUGCUUCAAAGGGUGCUACGUCGUAAGGCUUGUCGCUGCCAAGGCUCGAGUGGCUCCGAUCCAUUCAUUAACGAUUCCAAAGCUCGAGUUGCAAGCCGCCAUUUUGGGAGCGAGGCUCACCGAAACCGUUGCAAAAGAGCUCAGACUGCCAAUCCACCGCACUACGUUCUGGACAGAUUCACGAACAGUACUGUCGUGGAUCAAUAGCGAACAUCGGAAGUAUAAGCAAUUUGUGGCGCAUCGAGUGAGCGAGAUUCUGGACACGAGCAGCGCCAGCCAAUGGAGAUGGGUUCCUUCAAAGGAAAAUCCAGCCGAUGCCGCCACAAAGGUGACCAAUGCAAGCAUGUGGUUUAAUGGUCCAGAAUUCUUGUUAUCAAGAGAGUGUGAUUGGCCCGAGCAACAGCCUGUCUCAGACACAGAGGAGGAGAAGCGUGUUGCUGCGAACCCAGUGCUUCACCAUCACGAGGCAGUGGUUCCCGAGCUGAACUAUUCAACAUGGGACCGCCUGCUUCGCCAUCACACAUUCCUAAAGAAGUUCGUGGACUUUUUGAAAGACCGCAAGGCGUUCAACAAGAUGAUUGGACGUGAAGACGUAGAACAUGCCAAAUACGCCUUGUUACGCAAGGCGCAAUGGGAGGGGUUCCCGGAUGAAAUGGAGGCCCUAACAAAGGGGGAGGAAAUAUCCAGCAAGAGCCAUAUUAAAACGUUGUCACCUUAUUUAGACCAACACAAUCUCCUGAGGUCGCGAAGCCGUCUAGAGAACGCGACGGCGCUACCGAAAAGCGCGCGCUCACCAAUACUUCUGCCGCAGAAACCGCGCAUCGUCAAGCUUCUUGUGCGGAACUAUCACGAGAAGUAUCAUCACCAGGCCGACAAUUUCGUGAUCGGUACUCUGCGGCAAACCUACUGGAUCGUGCAGCUGCGGAACGUUUUGAAAGCCGUUAAAGGCUGCUGCCAGAGAUGUAUUCUCAACACCGCUACCCCGCAAACUCCUUUGAUGGCGCCCCUGCCAUCUUUCAGGACACACCCUCACAAUCCGCCAUUCCUACACUCGGGAGAGGAUUAUUUUGGGCCCCUCGACGUCACCGUGAAGAGGUCCAUCGAGAAACGAUGGGCGGCUAUAUUCACAUGCAUGAGAUCGUGGGAGCGGCUUAUUCAGAUUGUAAAGAAAGCGCUACAUCACAUGGCGACUGAAUGGAAAACGCGACACCCCAACCCGGAAACGUUGCGAGCGGCGUUAAUAGAGAUAGAGGCUAUGAUCAAUUCGCGGCCAUUGACGCACAUACCGUUGUCCAACGAGGAAGACGAGAUUCUGACGCCGUUCCACUUCCUUAUUGGACGAGGUAUUGAGAGCCUACCGCUGGAUAGCCUGGACACAUCCUACGUAUCCAGGCAGCAGUUCAAAGUGGCCCAGCAUAACGCCAAGGUUUUCUGGGAUCGCUGGAAGAAGGAGUAUCUGUCAACACUCAUCAAACGGAACAAGUGGACCAACAAGGUGGAACCAGUGAAGGUGGGCGAUGUGGUGGUGCUCACAAACGACAACGCACCCGCGGGACAAUGGCUGAAGGGCAAGGUGCUUGAAGUGCACCCGGCUGCGGAUGGGCAAGUUCGCGUCGUGACCGUGAAGACGGCCUCCGGAAUCCUGAAGCGACCGGCCGUCAAGGUAGCAGUAGUGGACGUGAAGCCCAAGGAGCAUCUACUCGUCGUGAAGCAACCGUCAUCCAAGACGACCAAGAGAGUGCUGGAAGAUGACGUGACUAUAAGGGAGGCCCCGUCAACCAAGCGGAUCAUCACAGCUGGCGACUGGACAGCCAGAUUGCUUGCGGGCAAUUCCGAUCGCGAAUGA
Anopheles merus is the source of this 2058-nucleotide messenger RNA. RefSeq lists its product as uncharacterized. The transcript is spliced from 2 exons. NCBI's taxonomy places the organism in Eukaryota, Metazoa, Arthropoda, Insecta, Diptera, Culicidae. The record is from RefSeq and is a predicted model, not a curated record. The coding region runs from base 1 to 2058 and encodes 685 amino acids.